This is a messenger RNA of Plectropomus leopardus (leopard coralgrouper), 788 nucleotides long. Lineage: Eukaryota; Metazoa; Chordata; Actinopteri; Perciformes; Serranidae. The record is from RefSeq and is a predicted model, not a curated record.
GUCCUCCCAGCUAUGUGCCAGCUACAGCCUUCCUGCAGAAUGCGGGCCAGGCCCACCUUAUCAGCCAGUGCGAGAGCCUGGAGGCAGAGGUGAGCUCCUUGCUGCAGCAGCGCCGUGGGGCGCUUCGCGGCUGCCUGGAACAGCUGCACAGCUACGCUACAGUGGCUUUGCUGUACCCGAGGACCACCCUGCUGCUCCACCGGGCCCACCAGUGGAAGGCCUGGUUGGAGGAGCUGCUGAGAGACAUGACAGUGGAGCACUGCCAGCACAUUUACAGACAAUAUGAGGUGCUGUUUGCCCCCCAGCCUCCUGCUGCCUCCUGCCAGUUCCUGUCCAGUGUGGAGUUGGCUCUGCAGCACCAAGUGGCCGACACCAACGAGCGCGUGAUGCACCAAGCGGAGCGACUGAAGGCCGAGGGCACGACUGCUGCAGCCUGCGAGGAGCAGCUGCAGGAGAUCGAGCACUGCAUCACAGUCUUCCUCCGGGAGAAUGGAGAGCUGGGCUCCCUCAGCCUGGCUGGAAUCAUCACCUCAGCUCUGUGCACACUCUGCAGGCGUAACCUGGUGAUGGAGGGAGCAGCAGCCAGUGCAGGAGAGCAGCUGGUGGACCUGGUAUCUCGGGACGGGGCGUGGUUUCUGGAGGAGCUCUGCAGUAUGAUUGGAAACGUCAGCGCCCUGGCAACUCUGCUCCAGCGCUGCCCUCUCCUGCCUCAUGACCUGGAUCUGCCUGCACCCUCAGCCACCACCCAGGCUGUAUACUUGGCCAACGCUGUGUACACCUGCUUGCAG